GCCAUUUCCCCAACAUCUCCCUCCUGCUGUCCUCUAACUGCUGUGGAAAACUAUCGAUAAAUCAAGUGGGAGCCCUGGACUGCAGAGUGCACAUUUUCCCCCAAAGACAACUUAUAGGACUGGUAUUCCUGCAAGGGUGUGAGAGAGUCUGCACAGUGUCCCAUGGCUCUGCAGGAGCUGGGUAUCAGCCUUUCCAUGAUAGGCGUUGCUGGGACCAUCCUGAUCUGCGCUCUGCCCAUGUGGAAGGUGACAGCAUUCAUCGGCACCCAUCUGGUGGUCAUGCAGGUGUUCUGGGAAGGUCUGUGGAUGACCUGUGUCAGUGAGUACACAGGUCAGCUGCAGUGUAAGCUUUAUGAUGCCCUGCUGGACCUGUCACCAGACCUGCAGGCCGCCCGCGGCCUCAUCUGCAUCAGCCUGGUGCUGGAAUGUUUGGGAUUCCUCAUCUUUCUCCUGGGAGCACGCUGCACCAACUGCCUGAGCCACCCGAGGAUAAAGGCUCGGGUGGUGCUGAGCUCUGGGUCCACCUUCUGCCUGGCGGCCCUCACCACCAUAAUUGCUGUUUCCUGGACGGCCAACUCCAUCAUCAGUGACUUCCACAACCCGCGCGUCCCUGAGGUGCUGAAGAGGGAGCUCGGAGCAGCCAUUUAUAUAGGCUUUGUGACAUCUGGGCUGCUGGUCUGUGGGGGAGCCAUUCUGUGCACAAGCUGCCCACCACAGAGGGCAAGGUUCCCCUCCAGUGGGUACACACUGGCCAGGACACCCACACACAGCAGCUACGCCAUCAAGAACUAUGUGUGAAGUGAGGACUGAGGGCAGAACACAGAUCAGUCCGUGUGUUUUAGUGCUGAAAACACAUCACAGACAAGUUACCGCUUUAUGAUAAAUGUAUUGAACUGUGUGAUAUAAUGCAGCUGGUCAUAUAUAGAUAUAUACAGACCGUAUAUAGAUAUUGAAAAACAUGUUUAAAUAUAUGAAAGGACUCUACAGGUAUGCUUUGCAAUACAUUCUAAUAUGCUGACACACAUGGACUUGACCUUUAUCAAUACAGUUACUUUAAGUCUGUCCACAGUGGUGUCAGUACCAGCCAUUUGCAGACAUUUGUCAAUCUUUGCAGUUGUCAUGAAAUGUGCAGUUGAAAUAUUAGAUCUCCAUAUAGGGGAAAUAUGUCUGAGUCAGCUAUAGUGACUGCCAUCUCAAUUUCUGAAAUAGCUGCAAUCUGUCAAAAUUAAUCAUAACAUGGAUUUCCCUGGUCUUAUGAAGAUUAUAAUUAUUAUUGCCAACUCAUUUCACAAGUCAGAGAAUUGGUUUGUACCCCUGUAGCUGAAUGUGUAUGCAUUUAUAACCAGUAGAAAAUCAUGUUUUAGUGACCAUAUGUAGUGGAAUUAUAAACAGAGAACAUUUGCCAUGCUAUAAAGCUUGUGUGCUAGUGAUCUGCAUCUUAGAAAUUAAAAUAAACACUGUAGA
This is a messenger RNA of Siniperca chuatsi (mandarin fish), 1464 nucleotides long. RefSeq names its product claudin j (gene cldnj). The transcript is spliced from 2 exons. The coding region runs from base 163 to 798 and encodes 211 amino acids. Lineage: Eukaryota; Metazoa; Chordata; Actinopteri; Centrarchiformes; Sinipercidae. Gene Ontology annotation, cellular component: bicellular tight junction; plasma membrane. Gene Ontology annotation, molecular function: structural molecule activity. The record is from RefSeq and is a predicted model, not a curated record. Gene Ontology annotation, biological process: cell adhesion; bicellular tight junction assembly.